Molecule: messenger RNA, 1644 nt
Organism: Parasteatoda tepidariorum (common house spider)
Lineage: Eukaryota; Metazoa; Arthropoda; Arachnida; Araneae; Theridiidae
Source: RefSeq, a predicted model, not a curated record
AUGGCUUGGGUAGUCGGAUCAUACUUCAGGCUAGGUCAAUUGCUAAAUGUUAGACAAUUUUCUUGCUCCAUUUGUAGUAAAACAUUCAACCGAAAAGACUCACUCAAGACCACAUCGUUAACAAACACACAAAGAAGUAUCCAUUUGUUUGCAACAUUUGCUCUAGAGGAUUUACGUCUAAAAUACGAUGGGAAUUUCAUCUUCAACAAUGCUUAUAUCAAAAGAAGUAAAAUUAAUAAAAGUAGUAACAAUUCAAAUGACUAUUGUUCUUAUGAAUUUUCAUCUGAAGUAGAGGCUGAAAAAUGGUCUAGUUUUUACCAUUGUUCCUAUUGCGGAAAGCAAUUUGCUCGUCGGGAUAAUCUGAAAGUCCAUGAAAGAAUACACACAGGACAAAAGUUAUAUAAAUGUACAUUUUGUGACCAUAGUGCCAAUCACCUCUCUAAUUUGAAAGUUCAUAUUAAGCUUAAACAUACCAAAGGAACUAUGAAAGUGUGUUUUAUAUGGCUCAUACAAAUUGAUUCCAUUCUAAAAGCACACUUAGAAUAUCAGGACAAUGGUAUUACAUUUUUCCAUUGCUCAACUUGCGGUAAAAGCUUUAAUCGACGUGAUAAUCUUAAAGUCCAUGAACGAAUUCAUGCUGGACAAAAAUUUUACAAGUGUGACUAUUGUAAUCAUCAAUCAAAUCAACUCUCCAACUUGAAAAAACAUAUAUUUUUGAAACAUACUAAAACAUGUUCUGAAAUUUGUCAUAUUUGCGGCAAAAGUUAUUCUGCUCAAAGUUUGUUGAAAAACCAUAUGUCUAAAGCUCACUCGUUCCAUUGAAAGGCAUUCCUUUUUUCCAAGAGAUGAUAUAUAGACCAGUGUUUUCUUGCUCCACUUGUGGAAAGACUUUUGUUCAUAAGACAAGCCUUUUAUUUCAUGAGCGAGUUCACUCUGGAAUUAAACGAUAUAAGUGCCAUCAUUGUGACUACAGUGCUUUUCAGUCAUCCAAUCUCAAACAGCAUAUUGUGUACAGACAUACUAGAAAAUUUACCCAUACUUGCUCACAAUGUGGAAAAGGAUUCAUUGGACAGAGACAACUACAGCUGCAUACUAUAACAAAGCACUUUGAAAAUGUGAUGUAAAAUUAUGGUACAGGGAUGCACAACCUAUGGCUUGUGAAUCAAAAGUGAUCCAUGAAGUCUUUUGACAUAGUUUCUGAACUGUCUUGUUGUUAUUGUAGGCAAUUCAGGCAGAAGGGGUGCAAUUGUCCUUAUUUUCUAGUGGCGCCAUCUAUGGCCAAGAAUUCGACUUCUGCCACACCCAUACGUCACACCUGUUUUAUAUGGCAGACCCAUUCACACAUGCAUUUAUUCAUGCACAGAUUAUAAUUUUGACCAGAACCAACAAACGAUCAGUCUCCAUUCUGAACUGUCUUAAAAAAGCUAAUGGAAAGAAAUUUUUUCCGAUAUUUUAGUAUUUAAAAUCUUUGAUCUAGUUCAGCCUCUUUAAAGUAUAGGAUACCAACCCAAUUCCAAUCACAACCAUCUCAUUAAUUUGAUAAGUAUUAGUAACAAAUUUCGUUUUCUCAAUAAUAGUAAAAAUUAACUUAUGUUUGUUUCUUGUUGCUCUUCUGUUUACUAAUAAAUUAUUUUUAGUAUAUAA